Molecule: messenger RNA, 2254 nt
Organism: Vollenhovia emeryi
Lineage: Eukaryota; Metazoa; Arthropoda; Insecta; Hymenoptera; Formicidae
Exons: 6
Biological process (GO): telomere maintenance; DNA repair
Molecular function (GO): DNA helicase activity
Source: RefSeq, a predicted model, not a curated record
AUGGCAAAAAAAGAUAGCCUAUUAUCAUCAAAUGCCAAUCAGAUUUGUCCUAAUUUAAUACAAACUUCUACAAACUUUUCGAAAAUAAUAGUUCAAGGACAAAUUUAUUAUCAAAUUAAUACUGCAUUAUAUCCUGCACCAAAUGAAACGCCAAGUUAUGGUCAACUUUUCAUUGUAGAUAAUAAUGAAGCGACAGAAUGUCGUUUGCAUCAAAAUUCGAAUCUGGAUGAAGAACUUUUACGUUUAAUAGAUAAUGUAAUGCGUAGAAAUAAUAUUUUUGCACAAUCUAAUCGAAUGAUCCACGAAGAAAUUCAAAAUCAGCAGCAAAAUAGAAAUGGAAAUGAAACUAUACAUGAAUUACAAUUAAGAUUUUUAUCUAAAAAUGGCAUUAAUCGUGGCCGAUAUAAUGUGCAAAGAGCAAAUGAAGUUGCAGCUGUUUUUUCUACUACAGCAGAUGGCGAAAUUCCUGAAACAUAUGUCACUAUUUAUAAUAAAAACACUAAAACAUUGCAACAAGUUAGCACUAUGGAUCCAAAUGUAGAACCAUGGAUUUAUCCAUUAUAUUAUCCGUAUGGCAAUCAAGUUGACAAAUUCAUCUCGGCAGAAAUACCUGAUCCUAAUAAAAAUGAAAAUUUACAUAAUAUUGUUAUGAAACAUAUGAUUCAUGGACCAUGUGGAGAUUGGUGUAUUGUUAAUGAUAAAUGUUCGAAACACUUUCCAAAACCAUUUCAUUCUGAAACAACUAUGGAUGAAGAUGGUUAUCCACAUUAUCGUCGAAGAAAUAAUGGAUUGCUGUACGAAAGACCUGGAGGAUAUCUUGUUGAUAACCAAUAUGUUGUCCCAUACUGUCCAAUGCUCUUACUUCUGUUUAAUAGUCACAUUAAUGUCGAAAUAGUAUCAAGUCAUGAUGCUGCAUCUGUAGUUAUUGGAGAAAACUUGGAUAACAAACAGAUAGUUCACGAUGAAAUCCGAGAUUUUAUUGAAGCUCGUUACGUUGGACCUGUAGAGGCUUGCUGGCGUAUUUUGAGUAAGCCUUUGCAAGAAAAAAGUCACGCCAUUGUACGUUUACCAGUACAUUUGCCAAAUGAACAUAGUGUAGUAAUUGAUGAUAAUUCUAUUGAUAAUACAAUGAGAUCUGCUUUAGAACGGGUUACAAUGUUGAUUGAUUAUUUUGAAUUGAAUGCUCGAGCAACAAGUUUUCAAGAAUUAAAAACAGUUAACAAUGAAGUACACCCCACUUUUACUGCUGCAUGUUUAGCAUUAGGACUUAUAGAAGACGAUGAAGAAUGGUACCGUGCAAUGAAUGAAGCAAAAGUUUGGAUGAUGCCUAAACGUUUUCGUAGAUUAUUUGUCCGAAUUUUAAUUCAUUGUCAACCAGUUCAUCCUAAAAAACUUUGGGAUGACUUUAAAAUAGAGAUGUCAGAAGACUAUAUGAAACGAUAUGGAUCUAAGGAGGGAAUUAAAAGAGCUUAUAGUCAUAUUAGUAAUUUGCUACAUAUUGAAGGAUGGGAUAUUUCCGAUUUUCCUGAAAUGGAACAAAUAGCUGAAAAAUUUGAAAAUGAUAAUCAAGAAGAGGUUAACAGAGAAGCAUUAAUAGGUAUGCAACAAUAUGAACAACUAAAUGUAAAACAAAAGGAAAUUGUUGAUACUAUUUUAGCAGUAAUAGACGGUGAAAACAAUUCUGGUACCUGCUUUUAUAUUGAUGGCCCAGGUGGUUCUGGCAAAACUUUUAUUUACACAACUAUGUAUUAUUUACUUAAAAGCAGAAACAAAGUAGUAAGUGCCAUGGCUUUUACUGGUAUUGCGGCAACAUUACUUCCAAACGGAAAAACGGUACAUAAAGUAUUUGGAUUACCUGUACCUCUUUUUGAUGAUUCAACAUCAAACAUUAAAAUUCAGUCUAAAGAUGCUGACAAUUUGAAGCGUGUAAAUGUGUUCAUUUUAGACGAAGCGCCUAUGGCUCCACGCUACGUAUUAAAUAUAAUGGAUCGAACGUUACGUGACAUUAUGCAAAAUGAUUUAGAUUUUGGUGGUAAAAUUGUUCUUCUUGGUGGAGAUUUUCGGCAAUUAUUGCCUGUAAAAGAACGAAAAAAUAUAAGAGUUUUGCCACAAGAAAAAGAAUUUGCACAAUUUUUAUUAGAUUUAGGUAAUGGUUCUUUAAAUGAUCAAUCAGAUAAUAUUCAAAUCCCAGAAAGAUGUAUAGCGGAUAUUAACGCCAAUAUAGUAAGAGAUAUGUAUGGAGAUAUUAUAGCAC